CUCAAUUACUGGAGCUUGUACAGGCUCAUAGCUAUCAUUCGCGCUGAACAUGUCGACACAUUCGACCUUCUCCCUGUUAAAAUAUACAUACCUCCAAGAGGGACCAAUUGCGAUUAUAACCCCGCAAAAGACCCUCAAAUGGUCGAAUACUCAAGGUCCUUCACUCACACUUACCCUGGAGCUCUCUCAAGAUGGAAAGAGUCUUCGGAUAAGGGUCGAUGACAAUGGUGACGCCAGGCUGCUCGGUUCUGUCAAUCAACUGUCAGCUCAGGCUUUGACAUCGAACAAGGCUCAACAGAAGAUCGUACAAAAUGGUACUAACCUUUUAGUGCGAUUCCCAAUUGACAAGACCAGAGACGGGAUGAAUCAGCUUGGCGAGAGGUUCCAGAUUCGACUUGCAUCAUUGACAGACAUCUCUCAAAUUCUGUCUGUCUCACAGAAGUUCUUCCACAUCACAUCGAGAGGGAAUGGAAACUCAGAGAGCCAGAGCUUGACGCCCAAAAGCCAAAGCGAGUCCAUGGUCUUCACUCAAGCCAUCCCUCUUUCUCAUCUUCGUGGACCUCAAGUACUCCGGCCUGCCUCACGGGCGUCUGGCAUCGAGUUGCCCAUGGCGGACAGCUAUCCUGCUGCCGCCGAGACAUCAACGAAGGUUACAAAAGUGGAUGGGGAAUCGUCAAACACUGGGACGAUCCAAGGUAGCAAGAGAAAGAAUGCAGAGGACGAUUUCACCGAGGCCCUUAAACGUCAAUUGCUGCGAAACUACCUCCCUCCAAGCGGUAACGCGAAGAUCUCCCGGCUGGAUCGGGCCGUUCAAGCCCAUCAAGACGCAGCAUCGAGCAACGAAGAACAGCUCGAGGGAAGCUAUCGUUCACCUCCAGAAGAUAUCGCUACGCAACAUGAGGAUAGGAUCACGAACGAGUCUAGGACGGCUGGGAUCCGUGAGAGCGAUCAUAGCUCCCAUAGUCCGGAUCAACCUACGCAAGCCAGCUUGAUCGAUCUUCUUGACCCGAUCGAGAGUCCUGGAGGAUCAUCCGGCGUCACCGACAUGGCCAACAACCGAAAGAUCCAUGAAUCGAAUCCCUGUACUGACAAAGAUCUCAUCGAUCUCGACUGUCCUUGGAAUAGUCUGCGUGAUCUGGAUUAUGUGUGGAAGCCCUUGCAGGUCGACAUAUUGAGCACCUCAACUCUGCACGCAGAUCCCAUGACGACUACCGGGGCUGUGGAGCAGACCACACGUACCUCUCCUGUCUACUCAUAUCCUAAUCGUCCUCCUAUAGACCCCUAUACUCAACGUCGAUUGCCCGAUUUCAACCACGCGAGCCAUACAACGCUGACGCGAGAAGAUGUUCGGAGUGAGCUGCGAAAAUACAUGAUGGAAGAAGACUUCAGGAAGGAUGUAAAGCUGUUAGCUCAUCUGAUACGUGAAGAAACGAAGACGUGUCUCGAGGAGCACUAUCGACAUGCCUCCUCCUCUUGGUGGCGCUCCUCACCUGUCUACGACGAGCCUUGUCAUCCCGUUACUAAUGACCUAAACAUCUCUGCGUUCACCGCCGCGCAGCCCAAUCGCCACUUGUAUGCCGAAUGCCAUGGUUCGCACCAGCAUCUCCGAGCACCCCGUCCACCGCACCGACAGCGCAGUCCGGAUCAAUGCCUGGCUGGGAAGGCUCAUCAGAUGGAUUCACUGGCUCCUCACGAUAGAGAGACCAGAUCAGGCGCCGAACCCGACUACACCCAGGCAUCGACCACUAUUCCAGCAAGCACCCCAGUUCAAGAAGACUAUUCCGUGACUGACGACGAGUUCGAAGCGCUCAUGGCGACGACGUGGAAGGACUGACGAUCAGAGAUGACGACUUACGAAAAAUUAGACGAC
This is a messenger RNA of Kockovaella imperatae, 1870 nucleotides long. RefSeq lists its product as hypothetical. The record is from RefSeq and is a predicted model, not a curated record. Bases 50 to 1834 code for a protein of 594 amino acids. NCBI's taxonomy places the organism in Eukaryota, Fungi, Basidiomycota, Tremellomycetes, Tremellales, Cuniculitremaceae. The transcript has 7 exons.